AAUGGGCUUAAGUCAUCGGAUUAAAGAGACUUUCAAAGUUUACUACCUUACGGCUGUCAUCAAUUUUGUGUAUUGAUCACCCGUUAAUGGUUGAAAUUGGAAGUUUAAAUGUUACUGUAGGUUAUUCACUAUCACAGUGAAAUAUUAUUUAACAGUCGCGAUCAUAUUUGAACAGUAAAUACAAAAUGGUAUAAACAAAGAUUGGGAUAUUUAUUCGAUCAGAGUUGUAAACUUCCGUUGGAAAUAUGUUGUGAAAUAUGUGUUCUCUGUGAUAAAUUUUAUAUAUCUUAAAGGUUUACAGCAAAAGCGCAAUUUUAUGAAACCAUAGAGGUAUAUUAUAAGCAUAAUGUAAUCUGUGUACACAAUAAUAAUAUUCAAGGAAGGGAAGAGUGUGCUUUACUGUGUUAAACCGGAAGUAGCGUGCUUGAUUCACCAUGUCUGGCCCGGAAACCGAAAGUUCGGAUCGGCCGUAUACGGUGGGUUCGUUCCAGGCCAAACUUAAUCAAUUCGAGGAGUUGAUGAAGGAAAUCACCCUUCAAGACGUGGAGGCAACGCCGGAAGAGAAACGUCAGAUGAUCACAGAAAACCUUCGCUAUGACCAGUUCUGUGACGCUAUCCGGCAGCUGUUUGGUCCAGACAUCAAGAAUCACGAUCUCAAGGCUCUCUACAGGAAGAUCUCAACCAACCCCGAUGCCAAAGUGGACUGGAGUGAGUUGUUCGGGUACAUCCAGACGAGCGCGGAGGAGGCUGAAGAGAUAAUGGUGGGAGAAGAAGUCAGCAUCUUCACGGUCUCCAAGCGAAGAAGAGUCGGAGAGGCUGCUGGUGACAAGAAGCGACGAGAUACAGUGCAGUGUCUACGAUACGUCCCCACCCUGGAUGGCUACAUCUCCUGCUCACAAAAGGGUGCACUGGCAAUCUGGUCCAACAAGUUGAGGCUCCAGUCUUGUAUUGACAUCAACAUUGGACCAAGGCAAUUUAGGGAAGCGGCGUGGGUGACCGGUUGUGAUUACCUACCAAGCAUUCGCAGAGCGUCAUGUUGUACCGAGCGAUCGAUUGUGAUUUGGGACAACAGGUCGAAGGGCAAAAAUCAGCACGUGUUUGCCAUCAAACCAUUCGACAACUCGCCACAAUGCAUGGUGAGUGUCCCAAAGACCGGGGCUAUCCACGAGGACCGGAUAUUGUUCGGAGACGACCAGGGCUACAUCAACAUUCUCACUGUAGCCGCUAAGGAUCUCACCAUGAAGAACUCUAAAGGCGGGGAAAAGAAGCCGGCCAAGGAUCAGAAUGUUUUACACGUCAUAGAACCAAACAGGCUGUCCGUACCUUUGGUAAAGAGAAAGGUCCAUGACGAUUGGGUGACUUGUGUAAAAUACUUCCCAGAAUUGCAUUGUUUUGCAUCUUGCUCGCCAAGCAGUAAAACGUCAUUUGUUCUUGAAGAAAUAGACAGAAUUCACGACCAGCAGGAGUUGCGGGGCGUUUCUAUACCAAAGGGCGUUAACACAUUUGACUACUGUGUCAAGGCUAAUAUUAUUGCCACAGGGGGCGUGGACAAGGUCAUCCGAGUCUGGCACCCACACAUCUUCUCCAGACCAACUGGAAAGCUAUUGGGCCAUCUGUUCACUAUAGUAGACAUUUGCUGCAAUGAACGGGACCAACACAUUAUCAGUCUUUCUACUGCACGAGUUUUCCGAGUCUGGGAUAUCCACACAUUGACUAGUCUACAGGUUUUCACUGACAACGAAGAGAGGCCGGGCGAGAAGCGGAUAUACUCCAUGUUGUUCGACAACAAACACGAGCGUCUCCUCACCGGAAGUAGCGUAAUUGAUUCCUGGCCGCUCACACGCGCUGUUCAAGACACCAUGCAAGUUCCACAUACACACGACAGGCCAUUAAGUCAGCUGCUACUCAACAAGGACCUGGGUCAGGUGGUCACAGUGUGUACAGAGGCGGUGCUCAAGGUUUGGGAGAUGGAAAGCGGCAAGCUGGUGUAUACAAUUCCAGAGGCCCAUAAAAGCAGUGUGGAGAUCACCGCCCUCACCCUUGACUCCUCGGGGUACAGACUUGCCAGCGGAGCAUUCGAUGGUUCCCUAAAGAUCUGGGAUUUCGGAUCAGGCCAGUGUAUAAAAGAGAAGAGUGGCCGGGCCUCUGAGGAAGACCUUAGUAUUGUGGGACUCCUGUACUCCAAGCUUGACGAUGAUCGCGUACUCAUAGCAGCCGGAUGGAAUAACAAACUGAAAAUACUCUUGGACACUAACGAGAAUUACGACUUGCCAGUCAUCAGGGAAUUCAAUGAUAUUUAUUACUACACACAAGACGUGGCGUUCACUUCCGCCUCGCCGACCCCAUUUGACCCCUUCCGAGGGGACCCACUUCCGGAUAUCGCCACUGAAAACAGGAGUGGCUCCCGGCAUGGCUCAAACGCUGCAGCGAGUCAGAAAAGUGGGGACGAGGGCACUGCAAGUCGACAACCGACGACUGUCAGAGGCUUGUCCAAUCAUCAAAUGUCGAAUCUUUUUAAGAAGGAGUAUUUGCUCACGACGCACGAGGUCUCGUCCAUGGUUCCCUUCGGCACCAACUUCCUGCUUACGGGCUGUACCAAUGGCAACAUCAUUCAAUGGGACAUUGACAAAUCCUGUGUAGACAAAAUUUUCCAGUUACCGGAAGGAGAUCAGCCGGCUAUAAACUCCCGUCAACAGAGCCGGCACGGGAAGGAGAAGCGGAUACACAGCAUCCAAAUACUCGUGCACAAAACACGAAGGCUGGAUCCCGCAUUUCUACCGAAGGAGCCGUCGUUUAUGGAGAGCGUCAAGGUUCCGGCGGAAGGGGAAGAGGCGGGUGCCGCCACCAACAGAAGCACUUCCGGGACACCUGAAUCGCAAGAUGAGGAGCGGGCGAAACAUGAGAAAGACGGUUCUGAGAAAGAAGAUGAAGAAAAGGACAAGAAAGAGGACCAGGAAGAGCAUUCGGAGGGUGGGUCCGAUGACGAAGAGAAAAAGGACGAAGAAAAGAGCGUGCACGAGGAAGACGAGGACCCGGAAGUAGUUCGUGAGCGGCACGACGCCGCCCGCUAUAUCGUGGAGACCUACGACCCGAUCAUCGUCACCGUCCACCAGGACUCUUACAUCAGGUUUUGGAAUACGGACGGACACGUGCUGCGUGAGAUUACGGCCGUCACGCGCCGCACCGGAACCGCCGUUACUGCUGUUUGCGCUGAUCCUGACUGCAAUAUAAUGGUCACCGGCGAUCAUAAGGGGUACUUGACGCUCUGGGACAUCGGAAAAUUUCUGAGAAAUCCGGAGAGUGAGGAGGCCGACCUUGUUAAACAAGUUGUCUGUUGGCGAGCCCAUCUUACCAAGGUUGUGUCCUUGACCUUUGUGGACUCGGUGAAGGGCAUACUGUCCGCUUCUACCGAUGGAUCUGCAAGAGUGUGGUGGGGCCGGAAGGGACGAUUUGUAGGAUUUUUCGGCCAGCACCGACAGUUUACUUUCCCAACCUCGGAGGAGAAGGCAGGGGCCCCAAGCUUGCCAUAUGAUAUCACAGAGGGACCGCUUUCCCCAGUAAAAACCAAGAGUGCUAUACAGAAGAUACGGCCUGUGCAGAAGUACGAGUACCCGCUCAUCUUCGUCGAGGAAAAAUGGCAGCCAUUCAAGAGAUCAGCUUACCUGAAAGCAGGCCAGGACAAGAAACGCACACUCGACCCGCAGGACAAGAAGUUCUUCGAAGCUCUUAUAAAGCCGAAGGCUUACAACUAUCACUUAGAAGGGGUGGCACCGGGCCGAAAGAGGGACGGGGCCGUUUUUAGAGCGCUUCCAGUGUAUAGGGUUCGGACACCGGAAAGACCCAAAACUCCUCCAAUGACCUUGACCUUUCGUAGCACGGCAGACGAAUCUGAUGCCCCUAAACCUAAGAUAAAAUUCGCCUAGAAAAGUAGUCAGGAUCAGCGAGGCGGAACGACCAAGUAACACGUGUGCGUGGCUUAUCAGUUGUUUGAUAUUCUGACAGUUAUAAUUGAUUGAACUUUUGCCAGCUUAAAUUGCAAUUGUUUGUGUUUGUAUUAUUUGUAUGAGAGUUAUCUUAUUUACGUAAAAAGAUAUACGUGAGAUAGUAAAAAGCAAAACGUUUUUGAAUAACUCGUUGUCAAGUCAUGUUUAUAGUUGACCAAAAAGCAAAUGAUAGCCGUAAAACAGACAUUCUUUGUGCAUACCUUAGCCAGGCUGACAAGUGACGUAACAAUUCAUAUGUAAAUUGCCAGCUAGUAAUCGAGUGGAUGAUUUCACAAUAGAAUAACGUAACUGAAAAAUAUCGUAAAAAUUGGCUACUUUGCAUAUGAAUACACGUUAACUAAACUAUUCAAUGUGUUAGGUACAUUAAAACAUUCAGUUUGUCGUAAGCACCCAGCAUGCCAACCCUGUGUUUAUUUAACUGUUUAAUUGAUAUUGUAUGAUUCCUCAUUUACUAUUUAUUUUGAUCUGACUGUAUGUAUUAUUAAUUUUGAUGCAUUUUAAAUGUUUUACAUUUAUUCUAAUUUGAUAGUAAGCGUAAGUUAUUCGUGAGAAUCCUCCCAUACCCAAGUGUGACCUUGCUAGCGGUUUUGCUAACUAGAAAUUAGCUAACCAUAUCUCACCAUUCUUUUUUUCCAGCAGUUUUUUUAAUUGUAGAAAAUAGUUGUUUAAAUAAUUUUACAUAUACAUGUUCGAAUAAAGUGUUUAAACCCAUCAACUUGAAAAUCACUAUUUUGAAUACGGAUGAGUAAAUUUAUUAAUUGUCUUUUUGUGGCAUACGAAGGCGUAUCAAGAACAUUUUUAACAAUGGUAGAUGCUUUAUGGUAUGGAUUAAGACAUCUUUGUCAAAAUUAACAACUCGUUUAUGAAUUUUGUUGGUUUUUAGUCGUCUCAUAGUUCAAUUAUAAGUUCUCUUCUCUUUUAAAGUUUUCAGUGCGACGGCGGAAGUCCAUGUUCGGAAAGUCGAGUUCCGUUGGCCGCGAAUCUAUGUUGAGCUACACCACCGCCGCCACCACACCUAUGCUGCCACCAAUAGUUGCCGCACCUUCGUCGCCAAGGCAAUGACGUCA
Mya arenaria is the source of this 5071-nucleotide messenger RNA. Its product is annotated as WD repeat-containing protein 64-like. Gene Ontology annotation, molecular function: protein binding. The record is from RefSeq and is a predicted model, not a curated record. Bases 435 to 3923 code for a protein of 1162 amino acids. The transcript is spliced from 29 exons. Lineage: Eukaryota; Metazoa; Mollusca; Bivalvia; Myida; Myidae.